AUCGAAUCUAAAAUGAUUUUGCAGCCUUUUUGCUUGUCUGUCUACCUAUUAACCAUAUAGAACCUAAGAAAUGUUUUCAACUUUCUCUCUACCUUUAGAAUUUUUCUAUCCACCCCCUAUAUCAUUUUGGACAGUUUGACAGGUCAAUGUAUAGGCACAGGCGUUCAAGCACAGUAUUCAUGCAAUAAAUUUCUGACAAUUUUUGACAGUUUGACGGCACUCACAGUAAGCUAACCUAAUUUAUCUCGUUUACAACGCUGUGUGAAUUACUCUCAUGUGUAUAUUAUUAUUGAUAAGACUCCACUGUCAUGAGCAACCUCAUAUGGCCUUCAGGUUGACAGAUUUACCUAUCAAAGAUAACAAAAAUAUCCUAUUUGAAAUUUAAACAUCUUGAUAUCUCCUACUUAGUUUUGCCAAAAUUAUUGAUUGAUUACCCAAAAUACUGACGAUUGCUUACUACGCACAUACUGUUUUAAACCUACACACUGAUACAUAUGUUAUUUUUACAACUAGUCACCAAUCGAUCCAUCUAACUGGAGGAAAUACGAUCAUAUCUUAUUCAUAAGUGGAUUACACUAUCGAACUCUGUGAAUGGAUCGAAACCGUCAUUAUUAUUGCACUUACAGGUGUGAACAAAUGCAUCUGUAUCCACUGUCAACAGUUAUACAUUUUUCCUUUACAUUUUAUCACAAUCUCUAAAAAGACGUUCAUUAUUCAUUCACAUUGAUUUGGGAUAUAUUUUUUCUAAAUUUUAAAAUACAUUUCCAGUCACAGGAAGAAGGCAACUAGGCCUAUUGUGGAUCUAUCAUCUGUAUAUCUCUCCUGUUAAAUUACAUAGUAGAGAUGAAUACAAGUAACAAACCGCAGCAAAAUUCGCCUGAAACAUAUUCAUCAAUGGCUCAUUCUUCACCAAAUCGAACUCCAACCUCCGUAUAUCCUUCUUCGUGUAAUAAACAACUUAGCAAUAACAGUAAUAGCAAUAAAAUGUUAUCUUAUGAUACAAAUACUUCUUGUGAUGACCAUGAGGAUAGAAGUAGCAACUCUAGUAUCAAAAUUGCUUCAACUCACAGCAAUCAUGCAUAUCAUCCAGCCAAUGUAUCAUCGACAUAUUCUGCUGGUUCCUCUUCUUCUUCUUCUUCUUCCUCUUCCUCCUCCUCCGUCCCAGCAGCUACAUGCAUCGAUCCCGGUCCUGUAACAUCCAGUAUGAAUCCAGGUAUUAUGAAUACAGACCAGCUGACAACAAUAACAACACUAAUGAAGACAGAACCAUCGAAUUCAUUCACUUCAAGGCCGUGUGACUCAACAUCCAAUUUCAUAACAAAUUCCCCGAUGAUUUCACCCACAACAUUAUCAACAACUAAUCAUCAUCAUCAUAAUAAUAGUAAUGUUAACAAGAGUAUGGAUAAUAAUUUGACUAGAUGUAAUCCAAAUCAUUGUAGUACUACUAAUAACAGCAGUAAUAAUGGUGGUGUCAAUAUAAAGCGCAAGAAUAGUUCAAAUAAUCCAGAAGAUGAUUGUAUUAAUACUAGUCGCAGUAAUAAUAUACCAUCCUAUUAUCCUACAGCCUAUCCAAAUACAUCAACAAUAGGAGGCGGAAUUGGUACUGGGUCAAAUAUGAGUAGUAUGCUUGCUGGUGGAGGUGGAGGAAUAAACAGCAGUAAUAAUAGUAACAGUACCAAUAACGGUCAUGGUAAUCCCCACCGUUUGUCUACGAAUAAUCCUAUUGCUGGAUCACAUUCUCACUUAAAUUAUUCCGAAAUGAAUUCACGACAUUUAAGUAGUAUGCCACCAACUUCUUCUACUUCAACACCGUCAGGAACAUCAGCGGGAGGAAUCAGUUCAGGAUCCAUAGGUGGUGGUGGUAGUGUAAAUACAGGACAACAUGGUAUGAAUAAUUCUGAAACACCUAUUCACAAGGCUAGAGCAGCAUUGUAUGAGCAUCCAUUAUUUCCUUUAUUGGCUUUAAUUUUUGAAAAAUGUGAAUUGGCCACAUGUACACCUCGUGAUCCGAUAUCGAUGAGUUCAGCAGCUGCAGCAGCAGCAGCUUCAGCAACCGGUAAUGCAAAUACUGGGAACAUGGAGGUAUGGUCGUCUGAAUCAUUUAAUGAGGAUAUCAUUGUAUUUGCUAAAGAGUUGGUCAACUCCCAAAAAACUAUCCGUACCAGUGAUCCUGAAUUAGAUUCCCUGAUAAUUCAAGCCAUUCAAGUUCUCCGAUUUCAUCUUCUCGAAAUUGAGAAGGUGCAUGAACUCUGUGAUAAUUUCUGUUCUCGUUACAUAACAUGUUUACGAGGUAAAAUGCCUAUAGACUUGGUGAUUGAAGAUCGGGAUUCAGCUGGAUCGACUGGUUCAGGCAACAGUCCUCAACCUGCAAAUUGUUCAGUUAGUCAAUCUACGAUGGGUUCAAAUACACUAGCUACUGGUGGAUUACAGCAUCCUAACCUCUCUGGUUCACAUCAUGGAUCAGCAGGCAUGUUUAAUAGUUUAGUUGAUGAAUCUGGUGGGAUUGGUAUGCAGCAUUCAAUGCCUCACCCUGGUGUUCCAAAUUAUGCCAGUAAUCCAGGAUUUCGAGGGGACCCAGCCGCUGCAUAUGCAGCAGUAGCUGCAGCAGCAUCUGUAUCACAGAUGGGUGGACUACUCGGAUUGGGUGGUAUGUAUCCCUGCUCAAAUCUUCCUUCAUCCAAUGUUUCAUUUCACUCAAUGUUUGGUGAUCCACGAUACAACCCGAAUCCACAUAAUUCCCCAGGACCUGGUUUUUCAGACUCCUCAAAUUAUUAUGCCCAACAACAGCAACAACAACAACAGCAGCAACAACAUCAUUCACACCAUGGUAGUCAUUCUAAUUAUCCAGGGAUGUAUUCAAAUCAGUCGGGGUUUGGUGGAGUUGAUCUAGGAUCUGAUAUUAGACCACCACAUCUUGGCUCACCUUAUUCAAAUCACCCACCCAGUGUAUCCGGAAAUUUUAACAGUUCACAAAGUUUUAGUGGACAUAUACUAGGCGCACAUAGUGGUUCCAAUUUAACCACUUUUGGUCAGCAUCAAUUAUCUGCAGACGCAUUGUCAUCUUCCUCAUCGUCCGGAAUGGUUGGACGAUCAAAAAAUUCCUCCCCUUUACUUGGGAGUGUUGGAAGUCGGCGGUCACCGGAUGCAGAUGAUCGGACAAGUCCUAAUGGGGGUGGUACAUGUCAUCGUAAUGGGACAUCCGGAUGUGGCAAUUCCAACAAUCGUGGUGGGGGAGGCUGCGAUGGAGGAACAGGUGGAGAUGGGGGUGGGCGAUCAUCGGACAAUUCAGGUGGUGGAGGAGGAGGGGGUGGUGGUGGACGUACUGCUUCUGGUACAAUCACAAACACUCAACACAUUGUUGAUCAAAGCAGCUUAGGGCGCCAAAAUCAUCAUCAUCAUCAUUCCCAUUCACUCAGUCACAUGUCACAAAAUUUAUCUCAGUCCAACACACCAAUGUCUCGUAGUCAUGGCAAUGCAAGUCAGGAUAUGAACAGUGAAGCAGGUGAUGGAAUUGAUAAUUCUAUUGGAUCUGGUGAAAACCUUGACGAAUUCGAUUUAGAAGAGAAGUCGAUUAAACGACAGAAAAAGCGUGGCAUCUUUCCAAAAGCUGCUACAAAUAUUAUGCGAGCUUGGCUGUUUCAACAUUUGUCACAUCCUUAUCCAUCUGAAGAACAGAAAAAACAGUUGGCUACAGAUACUGGUUUGACAAUUCUACAAGUCAACAACUGGUUUAUCAAUGCACGACGACGAAUUGUUCAACCGAUGAUUGAUCAGUCGAAUAGAGCAGGACCCCAUGGUUAUCCACCCGAUGCUACAGGAUGUUUGCCCUACAUGGAUAAUCAACAUUUCGCUGCCUACGGUCGUCCAGGCUUCCACCCAUCGUCUCUUCGUCCUGAAGAAUUUUAUGCUGCUGCCGCAGCUGCAGCAGCUGGUAAUACGCCAGGUGGAGAUAUUGAUGGUCAUUUAAGUUCUGGGCGUUCAAACCUUCCUGGUGGAGGAUAUAUGCCAAGUUACUUGGGUGGCAGUGUGCCAGAUUCUGAUUUUCCGAAUGCACACAAUGUAGGAAGUUAUCAACGGAGUGGAUUAUUUCCUAAUUCUACAAAUGGUGCGGUUUAUCCACCCAUACUUAGUGGUCAUCUUCCAUAUGGUCCUUAUUCCGCUCCAUCACCAACUCCUCCAUCGAAUACCAGUAGUUUAUCUGGAAGACAGCCAGGUCAGUUUGCUGGACAAUUUGGUCUGUUUCAAAGCCAAAACAAUAAUUCAGAAAACAGUUAUACACCAUCCGAGUCUAAAAUGCGUACAGCUGCUGAUGUUGAUAGUGUUCAAAAGGCUACAUUGGCUGUAGCACAGUAUGCAGCAGCACUUGCUUUACAACAGCAACAACAACAAAAUCAGAAACGCAACUAUCCCGCAAACACUACUGGACUGAGUCCCAACUCGAAUAAUUCUACACCGACCGUAUCUGCAGCUGGUUACAACUCACCUAAUAAUAGUAGUAGUUACAGAGGUAUGAGUAAUGGGCAUUCUAUGUCUGGUCAUCCAAGACCCUUAUCACCAUCUCAUCACGGAAGUCCUGCGUCUGGACCCUGUCCGGCCUUCAAUGGACCUACUGGUGUAAACAACAUUCCACCGGCUCAUGUACAACAUCCACUGAAUGCUGGUUCACCUACGUCGUUUCCGGUGUCUAAUCGACAUGCAAAUUUAAGUUUACCACAUUAUGGUCACCAUGCAAAUCAUGUGACUAAUCACCAUCAUCAUGCUGGGGGAUUUUUACCUUCAGUGGGUGGUCAAGACAGUAUACCCCAACCAUCACUUCAAGAUAUACAUGCCGGUUGAAAAAAAGGAUAACAGCUGUAUACUUCAGGAAAUAUUGAGACAAAUGUGAGCUUACAUACGUUAAGCCGUUCUGUUUAAAUCUUGCCCAUCUUUGUUCAAUAAAUUAUGUUGACACAUAACCCGGUGGAUUCAUAUCCUCCUAAUUGUCAUCUUAAUCCUCUUCUUUCUGGCCGUAUAACAACUUUUCAAAUUUAACUUUUUUGAAUCAAAGCUGGCUCCUAUUUUUAUCGAGGAAGUAGAUCAACAAACAAGUAAACAGAUGGACAAAAGCAAGGCAGAUAAUGAUAGAGUAUUCACAGAAAUGUUUACAUCUCAAACUCAGUUACUCAGUGGUUUAUGCACUUACAUUUUAGUAGUUAGUCAACUUGACCGGCAUUUUCUAGCUUGUCUAUUGAAAUCUGUAUGUGUUAUAUGUAGGCAGCUCACUUCUCUAUUGUUCCUUUGUCUAACUGACCUUUUUAAUGGGCACCUUAUACAUUACUGAAAGGUAGCAUUAAUUUUAAUUCAACUCCAUUUUUUUGAGUCUUUUGGGUACCCACUGUGGUAAACAGGUGCACGUUCACAAAUAUGUAAGUAUGCAAACGUUAUUGGAUGUGUUUCCACUUCUACCCCUUUCCUUACGAAAGUACACACACAUACCUAACUAGUCAUUUGAUCUUUUGAUCCUUUCCUUGCCCCUUGACACAAACAAUUUUGAUUUUGUUUCUUGUGAAUCUGAAUUAUUUUUUUCUGUUGAGAGAACUCUUCUUUAUCUGCUCUAUUCCUGCCCGUGGUGACAAUUUUAAUUGCACCUUAGUAAUAUUCGAUUUACACA
This is a messenger RNA of Heterobilharzia americana, 5650 nucleotides long. The record is from the annotation of a GenBank genome assembly. NCBI's taxonomy places the organism in Eukaryota, Metazoa, Platyhelminthes, Trematoda, Strigeidida, Schistosomatidae.